CACGCAGUGGAGCUUCAAGAAAGUUGUGGUGUGCGGAAUGAGCUAAAAAACUCUGAAAGACUUUUUUCUCUCGCACUCUUUCCUCGGGAUGGAGGUCAGCGUGGGCGACGUAGUGAUGCCGGGUGACAAACUGAGUAUCGUCGUACCGGUCAAGAAGGAACGGGGAAACGAGAAGGAGGUCGUGAUCCUGGGUCCUGGACUACGCCGCGAGGGCGAUACCGUGCUCGUCUGCAAGGCGGGUGUCCUGAGAAAACGCGAGCCGGCCGUCUAUUACGUAGAUUGCUAUCAGAAACGAUAUAUUCCCAAUCGCGGCGAAAACGUGAUUGGCAUAGUGACGCAGAAAAGCGGUGACAUUUACAAGGUGGACAUCGGAGCGAGCGAUCAGGCGACACUAUCCUAUCUAGCCUUCGAGGGUGCCACAAAGAAGAAUCGGCCUGAUGUGCAGGUCGGUGAUCUGGUGUACGCCAAACUACUGGUCGCCAGCAAAGACAUGGAGCCGGAAUUGGUAUGCGUGGACUCACACGGCAAGGAGAACGAUCUGGGUGUGCUAAGUUCGGAUGGCAUGAUGUUCACCUGUUCGCUGAGCCUCGUGAGAAAGUUGCUCAAUCCAGAGUGCCCGUUGUUCAAGUUACUUGGCCAGAAUCAGAUGUAUGAACUCGCCGCCGGGAUGAACGGUAGGAUAUGGAUCAAGGCGCGAUCGGUUCAAGAGACAAUAGCUGUGGCGAACGCUAUUCUAGCGGCGGAGUACACGAUACCUAGUGAGAUGCAAAAACUCUGCACAAAAAUCGAGAAAAUCUUUCUUUUAGGGUAACGUCUCGCUUGACUUGGACUGUUAAUGCGAAAAAAUAGAUAUUUGUUCGAAGGUUCGAUGUUUCUUCCCAAUAAAGCUGAGAAGAAAUUAAAAUUUUCUCUUAUACAUAAAUGAACACAAAUGCUCUUUGAAAACAAUCCCACCAUGCGAAAUAACAACUACUUGCGGUUAUCAAUGACAGUUACAUUUAUUGUAUCAAUAUUUGUAAUAAAUUCUUUAAAUAAGUCUGGAAUUUUUCUUAAUUGAUAUUUCAUGUGUAAAACUAUUAUAGACUGAGACAACCAUUGUGACAACCUGGCGAUCGCGGACUAAAACUAUAGGUGCAAUUAUCACUAAAAGCGGAAACGACAAGUAUAUGAUUGUACAACAAUGAACGCAAAACAAUAUAGAUAUUGAUGUAAUUUAGCGAUUAUAGAAAUGAAAAAGAGACUCGCUUCUCGUAGGAAAUUCAAUGUUUAAUUUCAUGUUAACAAAAGAAACUUGAUGACAUUCGGAUAUUACACAUAUCGAUGUUACACUAAUAUCGCAAACGGUAUCGAUACAAAGAUACAGAGUGCAGAGCGCCGCUAAUUAUGAUAAUUUCCAUUACGUCUUGCUGAUAUGUGCCUAGUAAUGCUCUCCUCGGCCCGCUUGUGCCGUGCGCGCGACUAUAUACGAUGUUAUUUGCCGUGAUAAUCUAGACAAUGACGGUAUUGCACUCAAGCACAACCAUUACUUUCAUCUUGUAAAAUGUUACCUUGAAAAAAAAAAAAAAA
This is a messenger RNA of Solenopsis invicta (red fire ant), 1566 nucleotides long. RefSeq names its product exosome complex component RRP40 (gene Rrp40). Gene Ontology annotation, cellular component: cytoplasmic exosome (RNase complex); nuclear exosome (RNase complex). The coding region runs from base 89 to 811 and encodes 240 amino acids. The transcript is spliced from 2 exons. NCBI's taxonomy places the organism in Eukaryota, Metazoa, Arthropoda, Insecta, Hymenoptera, Formicidae. Gene Ontology annotation, molecular function: RNA binding. The record is from RefSeq and is a predicted model, not a curated record. Gene Ontology annotation, biological process: U4 snRNA 3'-end processing; CUT catabolic process; nuclear polyadenylation-dependent rRNA catabolic process.